AGCCGUUUUGGCCCAGUGAAUGUUUUGCAAUAGAAAUUACAGCACUCUCAGGUGCCACUGUGACCCAGCUUCAUGAGGAGGAAUGGGGCUGCAUGGUGGAGAGUGGAAAACAUGUUAGUGAUCUGAAGAAACUUCUGGCCGAUCGGGUUGGAUACUCAAGAUUCCGCCAGAGACUCUUGAGUGAAGACAUGGGCGAGCUUCCGGAUGACAUGCUGCUCAGACAAAUACCAAGUGUGCAGUUGGUAGUCCUGGACUUUGCCGCGCCUGAGGGUACCAUUUGGGAGGAUUUACGCCUUGCAUGUUUGAACAAUCGAGUUGUUGAAGUUACAGAGCUGUUGCAGAAACCACUGGAUCCCAAUCCCAGAGCAGACUCAGACAUCGACAUCAAGCCUCCACCUUUGCUACUUGCAGCAGCUCGGGGCCACUUGGAAGUAGUGCGGCUGUUCGGCUGUUAAUCGAGGCUGGAGCUGACACGAAUGCGACAGACAGACAUGGGACAACCACUUUGAUGGCUGCAGCUCAAGGUGGCCACUGGGAAGUGGUGCGGUUGUUACUCGAGGCUGGAGCUGACACGAAUGCAGUAACUGAUUAUGGGGCAACCGCUUUGAUGGCUGCAGCUCAAGGUAACCACUUGGAAGUGGUGCAGUUGUUACUCGAGGCUGGAGCUGACCCGAAUGCGAAAGACGACAGAUUGACAACCGCUUUGAUUGCUGCAGCUGAAGGUGGCUACUUGGAAGUGGUGCAGUUGUUACUCGAGGCUGGAGCUGACACGAAUGCGAGAGACGAAAGUGAUGCAUCCGCUUUGAUUGCUGCAACUGAAAAUGGCCACUUGGAAGUGGUGCAGUUGUUACUCGAGGCUGCAGCUGACACGAAUGCGAGAGACGAAAGUGAGGCAUCCGCUUGCUGCAGCUCGAAAUGGCCACUUGGAAGUGGCGCGGCUGUUACUCGAGGCUGGAGCUGACCCGAAUGGGAAAGACGCGUGUGAGGCAUCCGCUUUGAUUGCUGCAGCUCAUCGUGGCCACUUGGAAGUGGUACAGCUGUUACUCGAGGCUGCAGCUGACACGAAUGCGAGAAACGCGUGUGAGGUAACCGCUUUGUGGGAUGCAGCUCAUUGUGGCCACUUGGAAGUGGCGCGGCUGUUACUCGAGGCUGGAGCUGACCCGAAUGCGAAAGACCAUUGUGAGGCACCCGCUUUGAUUGCUGCAGCUCAAAAUGGCCACUUGGAAGUGGUGCGGUUGUUGCUCAAGGCUGCAGCUGACACGAAUGCGACAGACAGACAGGGGGCAACCGCUUUGAUGACUGCAGCUCGCAAUGGCUACUUGGAAGUGUUGUUGGUGGCGCAAAGGGGCUUGUUCUCCUUGUCACAAGAAGAAAGCACCGCCAAAUGGCAGGUGUUUCACUUGUGAAGAAGGGCACGGCACGGUCGACCACUCGAUCAGCGCGGUUUCGUGUGAAGACUCUCGAUCCAU
Messenger RNA from Durusdinium trenchii, 1469 nucleotides. The record is from the annotation of a GenBank genome assembly. NCBI's taxonomy places the organism in Eukaryota, Dinophyceae, Suessiales, Symbiodiniaceae.